Messenger RNA from Aspergillus clavatus NRRL 1, 1074 nucleotides. RefSeq names its product inositol monophosphatase family protein. The transcript has a single exon. The record is from RefSeq and is a predicted model, not a curated record. Gene Ontology annotation, molecular function: 3'(2'),5'-bisphosphate nucleotidase activity. Gene Ontology annotation, biological process: sulfate assimilation. Bases 1 to 1074 code for a protein of 357 amino acids. Lineage: Eukaryota; Fungi; Ascomycota; Eurotiomycetes; Eurotiales; Aspergillaceae.
AUGGAGGCCACUCAUCCUUACGCAAAGGAGCUACAACUGGCUUGCUUGGCGGUACAGCGGGCCACGCUUCUCACGAAAAGAUUGCUCGAAGCUGUCGACAAGGGAUCUCUCGACAAGAGUGACUCUACACCCGUGACGAUCGCCGAUUUCGCGGCCCAGGCACUCAUCAUUGGCGCCGUUCACCAUGUUUUCCCUGAGGAUGAGUUUGUGGGAGAGGAAGAUUCCAAUGCUCUUCGUGCCAAUCCGGAGCUCCUCGAGCGCACCUGGGAGUUAGUGUCGACGACCCGUCUCGAUGACGAGGAAAGUGAAGGGUUGCUCUAUGCUCCGAAAUCCAAGGAAGAAAUGCUUUACCUGAUCGAUCUUGGCGCGCAGGGCAAAUGUAACCCCGACACUCGAGCUUGGGUUCUUGAUCCUGUGGACGGGACUGCGACCUUCAUGCAGGGCCAGCAGUAUGCGGUGUGUCUGGCACUGGUGGAGAACGGGCGCCAGAAGCUCGGUGUGCUGGGAUGUCCGAACCUCAAUCUUGUUACUGGGCGUAUCCAAGAGGAUGUCGUGGACCGUGACGGUUAUGGGUAUCAGGUCUUUGCGGUUACUGGCCAUGGAGCUUGGAAGCGCAAGAUGGGCCGCGGAGCUCUCCUUCCAGCUGAAAAGAUCGCUUCCCGGCCUCAGAUCACCGAACCAAAGGAUCUUGACUUUGUGGAUUGCGGAUCUGCCACAUCAUCCAAUACCGAUCUCCAUGCGCGUGUGGCAUCGACACUGGGUGCUCCGUGGCCGUACACGACCGACCUGUGGUCUACACAGUUGCGGUACAUCGCCAUCGCGCUCGGUGGGUGUAAUGCCCUCUUGAAAAUCCCGCGCAAGGCAUCGUAUCGCUCGAAAAUCUGGGACCACGCAGGAGGCAUGCUGAUUGCCCAGGAGGUUGGGGUGAAGGUGACGGAUCUUGCCGGAAACCCUGUCGACUGUAGCCUGGGCCGGACCCUGGCUGGAUGUUAUGGAAUGAUAGUGGCUCCUCCUUCUAUUCAUGGACGACUGGUGGAGGCCGUGAAGGAGGUGAUGCAGGAGCAGAAGAACUGA